Molecule: messenger RNA, 1275 nt
Organism: Ceutorhynchus assimilis (cabbage seed weevil)
Lineage: Eukaryota; Metazoa; Arthropoda; Insecta; Coleoptera; Curculionidae
Source: the annotation of a GenBank genome assembly
AUGAGAAACGUUCUAGAACGAGUCCUAAUCCCUCUUUCAAAACACCUCUGGGAAUGUGAAGUCCCCCUUCUAGUAUGCCAAAGCAUCGGCUUCUUAGGUUACAUCAGGCUUCAAAUCAAAGAGCACACAGUUAUCGAGGCUCAUCCAGACAACGAAAGUCCCGAUUUGAGAUUGGACCAGCCUUGGCCGGCGCUCAAUGACUACUUGAACAGUAUCGAUAUUGAACAACUAGACCAAAAAGAAAAAAGCCACGUGCCGCCUGUAGCAAUAUUGCAUUACUAUUUGAACAAGUACAAAGAUAGUCACGAUGGUAAUGUUCCACAGAAAAGAUCCGAAAGGGAACAGUUACAGCAAAUGAUUAAAGACAGUGGACACAGUGAGGAAGGCAACAACCGAUUUAUUUUGGAAGAAAACUUCGAGCAAGCCAUACAUUAUGCUAACACUUGCGCUACCACUAAACCGAUUCCGGAUCACGUGCAAACGAUUUUGGAUGACGAUUGUUGUGUAAAACUUACUCAAAACAGCUCGUCGUUUUGGAUCAUGUGCUCGGCUUUAAGAGAAAUGGUUCAAGCUGAGGGGGCGUUGCCUUUGAAGGGCACUUUGCCCGACAUGGCAGCGGAUACACAAAGCUAUAUUACUCUGCAAAAUAUUUAUCAGAAGCAAGCGCAAAAUCAAGCCGAAAGUAUUUAUAGAAGGGCUUUGGAGAUUAUUAGGAAUUUGGGGUUGCCACAAGAUAGUAUUACUGAAAGUGAAGUAAAAUAUUUUUGCAAACACUCCAGUGAGCUUCAUUUGAUACGUGGCAGUUGCUUGGCUGACGAAUACCAAAAAACUAGCCUAGAUUUAACUUCGUAUUUGGAGGAUCCUGAUAGCUUGAUAUUUUAUUAUGUGAUUCUUAGGGGCCUGGAAAGAUUUCUUAGCGAGUUCAAUGCCUAUCCAGGCCAGUUGGAUGACCAAGUCGAGCCUGAUAUUUUAAAACUGAAAGGUAUUAUCAAUAAACUUUUAAAUGAAUGGGGCUACUCGCAUGUUUUACGAGACGAAAGGGUGCACGAGGUUUGCAGAUACGGUGGGGCGGAGUUGCAUUCAGUUUCGUCUAUUUUAGGUGGUUGCGCCGCUCAAGAAGUUAUCAAAGUUAUAACGCAUCAAUAUAAACCGCUGGUUAACACUUUUAUUUACGAUCUGAUUAAUUCUACUUCUGCCACGUUUUGUCUUUAGAUAUUAUAAUUAUUAUUACUGUUAAUUAGGAUUUUAAGUAAUAAAUGAGUUUUUUUUUUCUCA